This is a messenger RNA of Haemonchus placei, 1632 nucleotides long. The record is from the annotation of a GenBank genome assembly. NCBI's taxonomy places the organism in Eukaryota, Metazoa, Nematoda, Chromadorea, Rhabditida, Trichostrongylidae.
AUGUCGGAGGAAGCAACAUCCGCCCCACCGGUCACCACAGAAAAUGGAGAGAAAUCGGCUGAAGAUGAAACUACCAAAAAGGAAGACGAAACUACCCAAAAGAUGUCUGAAAUUAAGAUCAGCGAAGCUGCUGAAGGUGAAGGUGGAGAACCAGCAGAGGCUGAGGCUAGAGAAAAUGGCGAUGACGGUUUCCACACACCAGAAGCAACGGAUGAAGGUACAAAAGAAGUUGCCGAUGGAUCUGUCAAACUUGAUGAUGACGAAAUUGAGGACAAUCCUGCCUAUAUACCUAGGAAAGGCAGGUAUUAUAUGCACGAUUCUCGGGACGCAGAUGAAGAAGUAGAAGAGGAAAAGAAGAUAAGCAGAGCUGAUGGAACUUGGAAACAUGAUAGGUUUGAUGAGAGAUGGCAGCGCCCGAAAACCAAGAAGCAGAUAAUGACACGCUAUGGCUUUGAUAUUCGCGAAGGAGAAACACAGGAAGAGGCCGAACAACGAAAACGCUCAGAAGAUGGCAAGAAGGAGGCUGUCAGGGACGGGGAGCCAACAGGAGUUAAGAGACGAUUGAAGAGAGAAGUGAGACAAAAACCGAGACAGCGAACUGAAAGGACCAACGAAACGGUGUCCAAGCAACCAACACGAAGGUCAGGCACGCAGAAACCUGAAAGGCAAACAGCAGAGGAGAAGUCUUCUCAAGGGAAUAGUGAUGAGAGAGUUGCGAAUGAAAGGCGGGUCAAUAAUGACGAUGAUGACGACCUGCACGUUGGUCAGCGACGUCAAGUACGUCCAGAGCACCGGCGCGAUCGCAACGAGCGUGUCGAUGUUCGUGUUGUUCGCAAUGUACGUGGCAGCCGAGGCAGUAUGGGCGUACAUCGGAUGGAUAGGCAUCAACCUUUGAGAGAGCGUCAUGACAAGGACCGUGAAGCGGAUACUGAUCGUUACCGAAAGGACCGACAUGUUGAAGAAAGAGGGUAUGAAAACCACCGGCGUGGCGCCAUGAGAGGAGCGGUUAGAGGAGGUUUCCUGCACUUUCAACUGGUCUCUUCGAAUCUUGACUCUUGCUAUCCUUGCUUAUUCUUCUUCUCUCCACUUCUGACACUGCCUCAACUUUCAUUCCUGUUCAUCUUUUCUCCUAUUCCAUUUUCAGCUGGAAACUCUUACGGAGCGUCACGCGGGCUAUCUAUGCGAACAAUUACGGCAUCGGCUCGUAGCGGUGAAGUGCGUGAACCUACCUAUCAACGCGAUGAGGUGCCUCCACAAAGAAAUGCAGGCUACUCUCCGAGAGCUCUGGACAGCGGGAGCUAUUACGAUACUCGAGGAGGUUAUGGAACUCGAGGUGGAUACGCUGGUCGUUCACGUGGCGGUCUUCCUCAGUCGCCUCGCGGCACCUAUGCUGAGCCAUACCCACCGCGCGGAUUCACUGGUCCGAAGCGAUAUUCAGAGCAGAGAGGCGAGAUUUUGCCACCACCUGCUCCGAUCACCGUUCCUCCUCCUCUUCCGCCACCACAACACAACUUCAGCAUACCUCGCCAACCGACCGAUGUGGUGUACUUUGAUCCUACUCAGCAGCCUAGCAGACAGCCAUUGCCACCGCGUGAAAAGAAGAUCAUUGAGAUUGUGCCACCCUCGAAAUAA